UCCUCUUGAUCAUAUCUUCUUCUCCAAUGAUUCUUGGUUCUGCUUUAAGGGAAUUCAUAUACCCAAACUUCACAGCAUCAAAUUUCCAUUUCAUCGAUAACUCGGGCACUUUCUUAUUCUCCAAAAAUGGAACAUUUGAGGCUGCCAUAUUCAAUCCAGCCAAUCAACAAACCAAUUUCUAUCUCUGCAUCAUUCACUCUGCUUCCAACACCAUCAUCUGGUCAGCUAAUCGCGACGCUGCCGUUACAAGUUCAGGAAAGAUGAGCCUGACCGCAGACGGCAUCAACAUAAACGAUGCAGACGGGCAGUUAAAAUGGUCAACUCCAUCAUUACCUUUACCAGUAUUGGCCAUGAAGUUAACUGAUGAAGGGAAUCUUGUCUUGCUUGAUCAAUUCAAUCGCACGCUUUGGGAUAGCUUUUCUAAUCCUACUGAUACGAUUGUGAUCGGACAGAAACUCGCGUUUGGAACGUGGCUUUCGAGUUAUAAAUCGAAUGUUGAUUUCUCAACUGGAGAUUAUAAUCUUACACUUAGUUCAUCUGAUUUAUUAUUGCAAUGGAAGAACAAUAAUACUUAUUGGAAACUAUCCAUGGACACGAGAUCGUUUAUUGAGACCACGUAUGCGGUUGAGUACAUGACGAUUAACCAAACCGGUUUGUAUCUCGUUGGUCGUAACGGAUCCUCGGUCGUGAUUCAGGUGAAUCUUUCUCCUUCUGAAUUUAGAAUAGCUAAGUUGGAUCUUUCGGGUCAAUUCAUUAUUAGUACCUUUUCUGGUAAACAAUGGAAGAAUGAUUUUUCAGCUCCAUUUGAUCAAUGCCGAAUUCCUUUCAUUUGUGGAAUGCUUGGUUUGUGUUCUUCCUCGUCCAAUUCUCAUCAAUGUUCUUGCCCACCUAACCUCCACGUCAAGAAUUCCGGCGCUUGCUCGCCAACCGAUCCUUCGUUUUCGUUCCCUUCUUCUUCUUCUUGCAAUUCGACAAAUUCUUCGGAUUUGUCGUAUGUAAGUCUCGGCUAUGGCAUCGAUUACUUCUCCAUUGAUUUCACUCCGCCUGUGAAGACGGGCGUUUCAGUAACUUCCUGCCAGGAUAUCUGCACCCACGACUGCGUUUGCUUUGGAAUUUUCUACGUGAACUCGUCUGGAUCGUGUUUCGUUAUUGAAAACCAAAUGGGUUCUGUUAUUUCAAGUCAUGGGAAUAGCUUAGGGUUCAUUAAAACUUCCUUUAAUCCUUCAACCGUCGACGAAAAUCGACGACGGGAAAUUCCCGUCGUUCUUGCUGUUCUUUUACCUUUCUCUCUGCUCUUGCUUUUGGCUGCUGUGUGUUUUCUUUGGUGGAGAAGAUCUGAAAUGGGUAAAAAUGGAGAUGGGUUAAAAUUUGGAAGUCAACCCAAUUCUCCUCCUUCAGAAUCCGACGACGAUCUAGAGGCGUUCUCGAUUCCUGGAUUACCGAUCAGAUUCACUUACAGUGUUCUCGAGAAGGCAACGGAUAACUUCAAGACUCAAAUAGGAUCUGGCGGGUUCGGCUCUGUUUAUAAAUGUGUCCUACCCGAUAAAACAUUAGCCGCGGUGAAGAAGAUUACGAAUUUGGGUAUUCAAGGGAAGAAGGAUUUCUGCACGGAGAUCGCAGUCAUAGGAAACAUUCGACACGCGAAUCUAGUGAAAUUGAGAGGCUUUUGCGCUCAAGGAAGACAGAGGCUAUUGGUGUAUGAGUACAUGAACCGCGGUUCAUUAGACCACACGCUAUUCGGGAGUGGACCUGCUCUCGAAUGGCAGGAAAGAGUCGACAUAGCAUUGGGUGCAGCCAGAGGGCUCGCGUACCUACACUGCGGGUGCGAUCACAAGAUUAUUCAUUGCGAUGUCAAGCCAGAGAAUAUACUCUUACACGACCGUUUUCUCGUUAAGAUAUCUGAUUUCGGUCUUUCCAAGCUUCUUAGCCCGGAGGAGUCAGGUUUGUUCACUACUAUGAGAGGCACCCGUGGCUACCUGGCUCCCGAAUGGCUCACCAACUCAGCUAUCUCCGAAAAAACAGAUGUUUACAGCUUUGGAAUGGUUCUUUUAGAAAUGGUAAGCAGUCGAAAAAACUGCUUGCGACGAACGCAAAGCCAUAACAUGAUUAGCGACGGUCAUAAUAAUAGUGUUCAUUCGUCAUCUUCAUCGAUUGCGGGUCUUCUCUAUUUCCCGUUAUUUGCAUUGGAGAUGCAUGAGCAAGGAAGGUACGAGGAAUUGGUCGAUAGGAGACUCGAGGGAAGGGUAUCGGGUGAAGAGGUGGGGAAAAUGGUUAAAGUGGCUUUAUGUUGCGUUCAUGAAGAACCGUCGUUGAGGCCAAGCAUGGUUACGGUUGUUGCAAUGUUAGAAGGAAAGAUUCCUCCGGGCGAACCGAUUAUGGAGUCUUUGAACUUCUUACGGUUCUAUGGGCGUCGAUUCACGGAGGCGUCGAUGAUGGAAGGGAAUAAUAACGAUGAAGAUGAACUUUUCAUGUAUUCACGAUUGAAUGCUUCUAUUACAAGCACUAGGAGUAGUAAUUCCCCGGCUUCAUACUCCUUUAUCUCAUCACAACAGGUUUCUGGUCCAAGAUGA
Molecule: messenger RNA, 2570 nt
Organism: Impatiens glandulifera
Lineage: Eukaryota; Viridiplantae; Streptophyta; Magnoliopsida; Ericales; Balsaminaceae
Product: G-type lectin S-receptor-like serine/threonine-protein kinase At5g35370
Exons: 1
Coding region: 27-2570 (847 amino acids)
Biological process (GO): protein phosphorylation; recognition of pollen
Molecular function (GO): ATP binding; protein serine/threonine kinase activity
Source: RefSeq, a predicted model, not a curated record